Molecule: messenger RNA, 2519 nt
Organism: Xyrauchen texanus (razorback sucker)
Lineage: Eukaryota; Metazoa; Chordata; Actinopteri; Cypriniformes; Catostomidae
Gene: ddx59
Product: DEAD (Asp-Glu-Ala-Asp) box polypeptide 59
Exons: 7
Coding region: 154-2022 (622 amino acids)
Molecular function (GO): nucleic acid binding; ATP binding; RNA helicase activity
Source: RefSeq, a predicted model, not a curated record
GCGACCGCUCGGACGCAACUCAUCAGCAGAUCUCGAAAUCUCUUAACUAUGUUACCUAAAACGGCUUUAAAGAGUAUUUCAUCCCUGUUUUAUGUGUGCUAGUUAUGUUCUGUUACUAUCGUAUCGCUCCCAUUCGGAAUAUUUAGUCGGAAGAUGUUUAUGCCAAGAUCUCUGAAGCACAAGAGAGCUCCUGAGUCUCAACAGCAGAACACCAAGAGAAGCAAAGUGAGGUCAGAAGACACCGUUUCUACAUCUCUGAUCUCUCAUGAGAUCUGUCCUCCAGAUGAGACUGAGAAUAAAUCAACAGAUCUGACCAUAGGCACCUCUACAUCACAACAAGAUGAGAGUGAACCAAUAAAGGAACCCAAUCAGAUUGAGACGGAAGAAUCAGAUGAGGAAGAACCCGUGAAGUCCUUCAAGAAGAACCAGAGAUGGCCUGAACCCGGAGAGCCUGUUUGUAUCAUGUGUGGUCGAUAUGGAGAAUACAUCUGCGACAAAACUGACAACGAUGUCUGCAGCCUUGAGUGUAAAGCCAGUCAUCUGGCUAAAAUGUGUAUAGACUUUGGAGAAAAGGUAUUUUCUAAAGAUCUACAGCAGGGUUCAGACACUAGCAGCACUGGUGCACAUGAGCUGGGUUACUCCUACAAGGAGGAUCCGUUCAUAUCUGAACUGACAGAUGAACAGAUUGUGAGAGUUAAAACAGAGCUGGCUAUCCUGACACAUGGCCAGGAGGUCUGUAGACCAAUUAUAGAGUUUGAGCACUGUAACUUUCCUUCAGCACUCAGUGUGAAUCUGAAGAAGGCUGGAUAUGAGGCACCGACUCCCAUUCAAAUGCAGAUGGUUCCUGUUGGUUUAAUUGGGAGAGAUGUAAUUGCCACAGCAGAGACAGGUUCAGGAAAAACAGUUGCCUUUCUUCUUCCAGUGGUCGUGCGUGCCCUUGAGAGCCAAACUGCGUCUUCAUCUUGUCCCAUUUGUCUCAUCCUGACCCCAACCAGAGAGCUGGCCAUUCAGAUAGAGAAGCAGACAAAGGAGCUGGUGAUAGGUCUGCCGAACAUGAGAACUGCUCUUUUAGUGGGUGGGAUGCCUUUACCCCCUCAGCUGCAUCGACUCAAGCAGAAGAUCAAGAUUGCAAUUGCCACUCCAGGACGUCUCCUUGAGAUCUUGAAACAGAACGCUGUACGGCUGGAUGAUGUCAAGGCCAUUGUGGUUGAUGAGGCAGAUACCAUGCUGAAGAUGGGAUUCCAGCAACAGGUUCUUGAGAUUUUGGAGCACGUCCCCGAAGACCGUCAGACACUUUUGACGUCAGCCACCAUUCCCAAAGGAACGGAACAGCUAGCAGCUCGUCUGACUCAUGACCCUGUGAGCAUUAACAUCGGACAGAAGAACCAACCCUGUGCUAACGUCCGGCAGAUAGUCCUCUGGGUGGAGGAGCCUUCAAAGAAAAAGAAACUUUUUGAGAUUUUAAAUGACCGAAAGCUCUACCAGCCACCAGUAGUUGUAUUUGUAGACUGCAAGCUUGGAGCAGAUCUGCUGUGUGAAGCUGUGCAGAAGGUCAUGGAAUUAAACACGGUCGCGAUCCACUCGGACAAGACGCAAUGGGAACGCAACAAAAUUGUAAAGGGUCUUCUUGAGGGCCAGUUUGAAGUGGUGAUCAGUACUGGCAUUCUCGGCAGAGGACUGGACCUGGUUAAUGUUAAGGUGGUAGUGAACUUUGACAUGCCAACAAACAUGGAUGAAUAUGUUCAUCAGAUUGGUCGAGCAGGUAGAUUGGGCCACAGAGGCACAGCCAUCACCUUCAUGAACAACAACAACAAGCGCUUGUUUCUGGACAUUGUGAACAGAGUAAAACCCACCGGCUCCAUACUGCCACCACAACUCCUCAACUCCCCCCAUCUGCACGAACAGCAGAGGAGAGCCAAACACAGAAGCAACCAUGGAGAAGACAUUGUUGUUUCCAAAAGCAACCUUAUUGACAUCAUCAGGAGGCAUGACAAAAGCUCACGAAGAAAUAGCAAGGAUUAAAAUGUAUAACAUAUAUGAUUGAUUUGUUGUCGUUUUUGUAAAUUGUAUUUUCAAUAAAUGGUCCAGCCAGCUUACUGCCUGCUUGGACAGUUCUUUUCCAUUUCAAGUUCAUGCACAAGAACAUAUUAUUUUUGGCCUCUUUUCAUUAUGUGCUUGUAUUGGUGAAUCUUACAAAAACAUUUGCUGGUUACCUAAGAAAAGUAAAGCCAAUUUUUAAGGCCAUCAAGAUUUAUUUUUAUUUUUAAUUGUGACAUUAUUUUCUUGACAGUUAAGCACAUUUUAUACUCCAGAGUUUGUUUUUAAUUCUCAUUAAUCUCUAUGAUUCUCAUUUUUUGCAUUGUGACAUUAUUGUCAUGACAGUUAAGCUAAUUUUUUUUCUCCAGUUGUUUGGAUGUUUUGAGUUUGUAAUUCUCAUUAUUCUCGAUGGUUCUGUGAAAUUCUCGUCAUUGUAUUAACUACCGUAAUAAAAAUACAGUAAUAAUGCUCAGGCACAAUGU